Molecule: messenger RNA, 1591 nt
Organism: Morus notabilis
Lineage: Eukaryota; Viridiplantae; Streptophyta; Magnoliopsida; Rosales; Moraceae
Product: DEAD-box ATP-dependent RNA helicase 39
Exons: 7
Coding region: 1-1044 (347 amino acids)
Source: RefSeq, a predicted model, not a curated record
AUGUCAAAUGAUGUUAAUCUAUCUGGUUUAAUUGCAGUGCAAAAUCUAAUUGAUGAGGAGUUCCAAGGGAUUGUACAUUUGCGGACAUCAACAUUGCAUAAAAAAGUUGCAUCUGCUCGUCAUGAUUUCAUUAAACUUUCAGGCUCUGAAAACAAGCUGGAAGCAUUACUACAGGUUUUAGAGCCUAGUUUGGCAAAAGGAAACAAAGUAAUGGUAUUCUGUAACACACUUAAUUCCAGUCGUGCUGUCGACCACUUUCUCAGUGAAAAUCAGACAUCGACUGUCAAUUAUCAUGGCGAGGUGCCAGCAGAACAAAGGGUUGAAAACCUCAAAAAGUUUAAGACUGAGGAUGGAGAUUGCCCCACACUGGUCUGCUCAGACUUGGCUGCAAGGGGGUUGGACUUGGAUGUAGAUCACGUCAUCAUGUUUGAUUUUCCAUUGAACUCUAUUGACUACCUUCACCGUACUGGAAGAACUGCUCGUAUGGGUGCAAAAGGGAAAGUGACAAGUUUGGUUGCUAAGAAGGACGUUGCUUUAGCCACCCGAAUCGAGGAGGCGAUGAGGAAAAAUGAAAGUUUGGAAUCUCUAUCUGUAAAUAGUGUGCGGCGGGACAUUGCCAGGGCCCGAAUAACUGAGCAGAAGGGGAAAAAUGAAAAAUUAAUUAAAGUUGCAAAGCAGAGAAGCAGAGAUUCAGCAAAAUCAUAUCAGGAUCAAGGAGUGAAAUCCAAAAAGGCAUCUGGUCCAGCUAAAUUUGCAAAGGCAAGCGUUAAGGUAUCGAAAACAGUAAAGCUCUCCGGUGCAAGUAGCUCAAGAAAAUCUUCUUCGAGUGCAAGUAGCUCAAGAAAAUCUUCUUCAAGUGCAAGUAGCUCAAGAAAAUCUUCUUCCAGUGCAAGUAGCUCAAGAAAAUCUUCUUCGAGUGCAAGGAAGCAAGUAGUGAACAAAGGAUCCAGUGCGGCAAAAUCAACUUCUUCAAAAUUAAACGUUGUCGGGUUUAGGGGGCGGAAUUCUUGGUCAAAUAAGAAAGAACCAGCAAUGGCCAGAUGAUUGUAGGUGUGACAACAUUCCCUUCCGAGUCAUAGAUUAUGACACCAGAAAAGUCGGGCAGUUGGCACUUUCCACCCAUCAGUAUGUUCUUCUGCCAAACCGAGACUUCUUGUUCAUCGCUAGCAUCCGUGCUUCGUUCGAUAUUUCCGUGUUGAAUGUGCAUAACAGGAUCAUCGGUGUCGGGUUCAUAGCAAGCUCUCCAUUCACGCCAUCUACGCGAGUGCGAGGCGCACAUGAACAGCGCCAUGGCGCACAGGAAAAGGGUCAUCCCUCCCAUGCCAAGUUGAAACGUGUUUGUACUUUGUGGGUUGUGGGAGAAGAGAGGAAGCUGGCGAGCCAUUGAGGUGAUAUGAUACGCAUGAUAUGGUUAAAUACAAUAUAUAUAAUGAUAAUCCAAAUGGGAGGAGUUGGAUUUUGAGGAUUUGUUAACAGUUUGCGUAAGAGAGUGGUUUUGGUGAUCUUUGACUUCCUUCUCUCCUUUCCGUUCUUAAUGUUAGUUAUGCUGAUGAUUAUCUAGUUCAUGGAUCCUUUUUGAGUAGGUGAUCCA